AUGUCGUCUUCCAUGAUUCCACUGGGCGCGACUGCGCAACGGGUAAAGAUGCUUGAGUGCGGCCCCUGUGCACUCCGCUCAGCGAUGCGGAGGGCCGGUCGGGGGGGCUGGACACCGCCGCUGGCAGACCUUGCUGUGGACAUUGUGGCCGGCGCCCUCACUCUCACCAGCGCAACCGAGGUUCUCGUCCCCGCCUCACUCGUGCACUAUGUGGAGUCCUGCAGGGCGGAGGCAACACGGACUGCCCGCAGCGCGCUGACACAGCAGCCAUGGCGAGCGUGGGACGUGGCACUCGAGGAACAGCGCCUGGUGACCCUGGUCGCGGCCCGGGACGUGGCCCACUUCGUGAGCAGCGACUGCUACGGUGGCGCAUACCGCACUUUAUGUGUCCCCGUUCCGGCUGGACCUCUUGUGGCACAGCUCGACUUCGGCAUCCCUGUGGACACGUUUUAUGCAGAGGUGCUGCCAGGGGUGCUGGACGCGGUCGAUGCCAACGGUCGUGUUCGGUGGCGCGCUUGGAUGCGGUCGGCUCUUACGUGUGCGUACGAAGGCACGCACGUACCACCGAUCCGCACUGCAGAGUACACGAGUCAGCUGCUUCGGCAGAGAGGCGGGUGCGAGAGCGUGAUGUGGGAGGCUGCCAUGACAGGCCUGACCCCUCGCUGGUUGGAGACGGCGUCCAAGACGGCUUUAGCGGUAGGCGUGCCACCAGGGUCACUGGCAUUGGCACUCCCGGAGGAGUCUAGCUGCACCGCACGACUCUUGGCCAAGUCUGUCGAGGUUGGCGUCGUGGCAUGGGCCACGUGUGCGGUUGUUGACAGUCCUCUCUACCCUCACGCAUCCCCCCUGGCCUCUCCGCAGUCCGUGCAGCUCUUCGCGACGGGCUGGAACGAUGUAUCUGCAACUGAGCCACCAACGUGCGAUGGCGACGACAACGCGUUUGAGGCUGCGGAGGAGAGUCUGGUGCAGUGCCUCGGUUUUGUGGACGCGGUCAGGGAGCGCGUCACAGCUCUCCUGCGCAUCGACGCACGCGAGAAAGACUCCAAGACUCAGGUGUGUUACCCAAGCACACGCACCGGCAGCUAG
Molecule: messenger RNA, 1086 nt
Organism: Leishmania braziliensis MHOM/BR/75/M2904
Lineage: Eukaryota; Euglenozoa; Kinetoplastea; Trypanosomatida; Trypanosomatidae
Exons: 1
Coding region: 1-1086 (361 amino acids)
Source: RefSeq, a predicted model, not a curated record